Molecule: messenger RNA, 1875 nt
Organism: Puma concolor (puma)
Lineage: Eukaryota; Metazoa; Chordata; Mammalia; Carnivora; Felidae
Source: RefSeq, a predicted model, not a curated record
AUGACCAAGCUGGACUCAAGCCCCCUCCUCCUGUCUGCAGUCACUGCUGCUAAACUCAGCCACAUCAACAUGGUGGGCCAGUUUGCAACCUUUAGUGGCUCCCCUGAUGUCCCACAUUCCUGGUUUCCCCCUCCUCCCAGGGACACCCCUCUUCCUCUGCCCUACCCUUCAGUUAUGACCCUCAUCCAGCUGGUCCUGGAUCAGGGCACAGGAUUCAGCAUUAGACAUGCACAUGGGCGCAAGCACACCUUUGACGAACGAAUCCGUGUUUAUCGCGCACUUGCUGCCUACCGGGCACCAGACUACCUCCCCCUGCAGCUGCGGCUCAGCCCCGCUGACCUUGGCUCCUGCCCGCCCUGUGGCCCCUGCCCCAUCCCGAAGCCGGCCGCCAGAGGCAGGCGCCAGAGCCAGGAGUGGGGCAAAAGUGAUGAUCGACUGCUACAGGCGGUGGAGAACGACGACGCUGCACGGGUGGCCACUCUCAUCACCCGCAAGGGGCUGGUGCCCACGAAGCUGGACCCCGAGGGCAAGUCCGCAUUCCACCUGGCUGCCAUGCGGGGAGCAGCCAGCUGCCUAGAGGUGAUGCUGGCACAGGGCUCCAACGUCAUGAGCACCGAUGGGGCAGGUUACAAUGCCCUCCACCUGGCGGCCAAGUAUGGGCACCCACAGUGCUUGGAACAGCUGCUACAGGCGUCCUGCGUCGUGGAUAUCGUGGACAGCAGUGGAUGGACAGCCCUGCAUCAUGCNGCGGCUGGCGGUUGCAUUUCCUGCUCAGAAGUCCUUUGCUCUUUCAAGGCACAUCUGAGUCCCCGAGAUCGGUCAGGUACAACGCCCCUUAUCAUAGCCGCUCAGAUGUGUCACACAGAUCUGUGCCGCCUCCUCCUGCAGCAGGGGGCUGCCGCAAAUGACCAGGAUCUGCAGGGCAGGACAGCCCUGAUGCUGGCCUGUGAGGGGGCCAGCCCCGAAACAGUGGAGGUGCUGCUUCAGGGCGGGGCCCAGCCGGGCAUCACCGACGCCCUGGGCCAGGAUGCUGCCCACUACGGCGCCCUGGCGGGAGACAAACUCAUCCUGCACCUCCUGCAGGAGGCAGCUCAGCGCCCCUCACCACCCAGUGAGGAUGACUCGGGCGAGGCAUCAUCUCAGGUACAAGAGCUGCAGCAGCUGCUGGCGGAGAAGCAGGAAGAGAAGGAGAGCCUGGGACGCGAGGUGGAGAGUUUGCAGAGCAGGCUGUCCUUGCUGGAGAAUGAGCGGGAGAACACGAGCUAUGACGUGGCCACCCUGCAGGAUGAGGAAGGUGAAUUGUCUGACUUUCCAGGGGCUGAGGCUCUGCUCUCCAAACGGCUAAGCCCCUCGGCCCAGGAGCUCUUGGCCUCACUGCGGGAGCAAGUGGCUGCACUCACCAGACAAAACCAGGAGCUGAUGGAGAAGGUCCAGAUCCUGGAGAGCUUUGAGAAGGAUGAGAUGGAGGUAAACGGGUCAGCCGAGGUCAUCCCCCUGGCCCUCUAUGACUCUCUCCGGGCUGAGUUUGACCAGCUCCGCAGGCGGCACGCCGACGCCCUGCGGGCACUGGAGCGACAGGAAGUCCAGAGGGAGGCGUUAUUCAUGAAGAGUGAACGUCAUGCGGCCGAGGCCCAGCUGGCCACGGCAGAGCAGCAGCUGCGGGGGCUCCGCACCGAGGCCGAGCGGGCACGCCAGGCCCAGAGCCGCGCCCAGGAGGCCCUGGAUAUGGCCAAGGAAAAGGACAAGAAGAGCCCCGCUGGUGGCCACGAUAGUGAAGGGACCUCCUCAGCCGCCCCAGCCCCUGCUCAGCUCUCCACUGGCCCCGCCAACUUGGUGGGGGAGUCAUACCUGGGGAAGGAGAAGCUGGGGCUUUGA